AGCAAUUUGUGCUCAGGAUGGCUGGCGCGCAAUGGGACGCAUUUGGCCCCACUUGGGUGGCCCUGCGAUGCUGCGUCGCCCUCGGCCUCCGCUCCGCCGCCGCCGCCCUCGCGGAGGACGCCCGAGCCCGCGCCCGCGGCGAGCUCGUGCUGGGCGCUGGCGAGCUCAGGCGCCAGCUCGGGGCCCGGAGCCCUCCCUGCGACCUGCCUCGCGAGGACGCGCGCGUGCUGUCGGAGCGCGAGUUCCGCCAGAGGUACGUGGAGGCGGGCAGGCCGGUGCUGCUCCAGUUCGGCGGACGCAGGAUGAUGUCUGUACCGUUUGGCGAAAUCUAGGCUUAAGUCGGGCGUGUCCCUC
Messenger RNA from Prorocentrum cordatum, 354 nucleotides. NCBI's taxonomy places the organism in Eukaryota, Dinophyceae, Prorocentrales, Prorocentraceae. The record is from the annotation of a GenBank genome assembly.